GACAAGUGUUUGUGCGUGUUCGUUUGUUUGUGUUUGAGUUGUUUAAAUUUAAUUAUUAAAGUGUUGUAAUAUAAUCUCGUUGUGUUUUUCCAGACUCUUAAUCUGCACAUAAAAAUAAUUCGUCAUGAAAGAAGCUGACUUGUAACCCACCUGAUUGUAUUUAGCCUACCUACUGCGAUAGACAGACCUUUGAAGGAUGAAGCACAGUUAUUCCAGCCACUACAAGACAUUACACUGCAGCUCUUUAUAUGGGUCCUGUGUCCGGUCCAAGCUGUGAGAGCGGAGGAAUCAGAUACAAGUUGGGAAAAUGCGUGGUGAGUUUUCAGGAGCUACUUACUGGAUUUUGCCUUAUGCCAGGGAGAAAAGACCCAGGGUACUAUAAAUAAUGUACGAGUAAAUAUACAACUGAAACAAAAUGAUUGACAUGGAAUUUAGGUUUGAAUGCAUGUAAUUUCAGGGUGGCAUAACAUCUGAUCAUCUGACGGAAUAAGUGUUAAAUCACUUUAUUGUGGUUGGAGAGAGAGCUUUAUAUUUAUAUAUUUUGCCAAGUAAUGAUGGAUAAACUUUAGGUUUGAGAAGCUCAUGAGAUGUUUUUAGAACUGGUUUUACAUCGUUACGAAGUUGAAAAAUGUAUUGUGGAUUUGAGAGCUUUUGUAUUAACAGCUUUCUUUCCCUUCAUGCAUUCAUAUCUUGUAGUUUCUUAAAACGAAUGGCUGAGUGAAAAUCUGGUAUGAUGACAAAAAGACCCUUUUCUGUGAAACUCGUACAUUAUCAGACAUCAUGGCACAGAUUACCCCACACUCCCCCUAAUAUUCUUGCCCUGGUCUCUCUCUCUCUCUCUCUCUCUCUCUCUCUCUCUCUCACUCUCUCACUCUCCUGACCACAAAAGAAAGAAAUCAUUGAGUUUUUCCCUUUUUAUAAACACUCCCUCCCCUUUCAGUAGUCUCCAAAUAGGGACACAGACUUUCAGGUUCCCAAACUUUGUUGGAAGAAGUGAAAAGAAGUUUAAGGCAGACUUUGUGUACUCUGUUUCUCUGCCUCUGAAUGGCAAAGUAAAGAACAGCGCUUUGAACAUUUUGACCAGACACAUGGCUCUACCUUGUGACACGGCAGAAGAUUCUGGCAAAGCGUGCUGAACGACCACAAAAUCCAAAAGUGCUCACACUGUGGAAAAGAGCUGCUGUCUUCCCUCGAAGACAGAUAUCGCAUUUCACACAUUUCCAGAUGUUGAAAGGAGUGUUGGGACACCCUGGAGUAAGAUAUUGUAUGAGGUCAGAGCUUUGCACCAGUGGUGACUGUGUGGAAAAAGUCUGUCCAGCUUUGAGGGGCUCAAGAGGGACCUCACAUUUGCCAUCGCUUGGGUUCUCAUCCAUCACUCCGUCAAGUCCCAGGUCAUAGAGGUUACUUCCUCUUCUGGGUCAUGAAGAGGCUUCACUCUACUCUGGGCACUUGGCUCUUCACACUCCUAGUGAUGCUAGUCUACUGCCAGAGUGGUGAUGAUGGAGAGUGGGGAUCAAGUGAAGUCUCUGGGACUGCAGUCACUGGCAAUUCCUCCGCUUCAGUCGUCCAUGCAGUCGGGGAUGAGCCAGACAGGACCAGGCCAGUUUUUCAGACCCUGCCAGAGACAGAAGGCGGUGACUGUUAUGUUCACUUUCACACAAGCCAAGUCAUGUCAAGGCGGUUACGAGCUUUCAGAGAGGAAGUUGCUUAUCUGAAGGCCCUUCAACAUGGGAACCAGGCAGUGAUGGAGAACCUGGUCCAGUUUGUAGGAGCAGAAAUGGGAGAUCAACACUACGAGGAGGUGAUCCAAGAGAACAUUGCUGGAAUCAGGGAGGAUCAUGUGAGCUGUGAGAGUGUGGUCACUAAAGCAGCAGAGGAGUUGGAGAGUCAACUGGAAGGAGAUGCUCAAGCCACUUUGGCUGGAAUUCAGAAAAUAAAAGAGGAGUCCCUUGCCUUUGAAGAAAUGCUGCGUACCACGACAGACAUCGCCUCUCGACUGGAGAGCUCCUCACGAGCCCUGCAUGUGGAGAUGACUGAACAGCUGAGGAAGAACAUGAGACAGCUGCGCGAAACUAAAUGACUCGGUGGGAAGCCAUCCAACCUGGAACAACAGAUAAAAGUAUUAUAUGGCAUGUCACAUCUAUAUUAAUCCACAAUGUUUUAAUGACAGUAAAAACAAUGUUGUCACCUUAAACAGUCCAUAUGUGGACCAUUUGACUUGAAUUAAUUGCAUUUUUUAAUAUUUUAUCUCCCUUACUAUGUUUUUGGGAAAGGGCACUGUUGUCAGAGAAUAGACUAAAACUCCAACUAUAUUUUUCUCUCUUGUCUGAUGUUCAUUUGUGAGCCAUAUUGAAAAUAUAAUGGCUAUGUGUACAAGGAAACAUGAUUAUGAUGAAACAUGAUGAAAAAAAAAAUUAUUCUGGCUGUGAGGUGAUAUCUUAAAAGAAUAUUCUCUUUCCAAGUUCAGACAACCCCACAGCUAUGGUCUGGCUGUCUGGGCGCUAGGGAGCAGAUGGUGAAAAGACUGUAUGAGGCUCUGGAAAUCAGCAAGCAUGAACUCGCAUACAUUGGAGAGAGAGAGAGAGCAAGAUGGAAAAAUAAAAAAUAAAUGAAAAAAAAAGACAUGGCAGUGAUGUCCCUGAGGAAUAAAUAAAAACAUGCCUUGCAGCUUGGAGCCAGAAUCUAAAGAAUCAGGACAAGAAA
Messenger RNA from Cyprinus carpio (common carp), 2703 nucleotides. RefSeq lists its product as uncharacterized. The record is from RefSeq and is a predicted model, not a curated record. NCBI's taxonomy places the organism in Eukaryota, Metazoa, Chordata, Actinopteri, Cypriniformes, Cyprinidae.